Cheilinus undulatus (humphead wrasse) is the source of this 1196-nucleotide messenger RNA. It is a transcript of the gene unc50, whose product is annotated as unc-50 homolog (C. elegans). NCBI's taxonomy places the organism in Eukaryota, Metazoa, Chordata, Actinopteri, Labriformes, Labridae. The record is from RefSeq and is a predicted model, not a curated record. The coding region runs from base 89 to 862 and encodes 257 amino acids. The transcript is spliced from 6 exons. Gene Ontology annotation, cellular component: Golgi membrane.
CGACAGUUCAGGAAGCACCGACGAAAAGCUACAGAAACAAACGAGAGUCGGUGCUUUCUCCUUUAAAGGAGUACAGCAGAACAGCACCAUGUUGCCGACAACCUCGCCUCACACCAACGGCUCCCUCGGUUCUAGGGACGCAGCUCGUCACACGGCGGGUGCGAAACGCUACAAGUACCUGCGCCGGCUGCUCCACUUCAGGCAGAUGGACUUCGAAUUCGCUCUGUGGCAGAUGCUGUACCUUUUCACGUCACCGCAGAGAGUGUACAGGAACUUUCACUACAGGAAACAGACCAAGGACCAGUGGGCCAGAGACGACCCGGCUUUUCUGGUCCUGCUCAGCAUCUGGCUCUGUGUGUCGACAGUAGGCUUUGGUCUUGUUUUGGACAUGGGGGUUUUGGAGACUUUGAAGCUGCUGCUGUGGGUCGUCUUUGUUGAUUGUAUAGGCGUCGGUCUGCUCAUAUCAACCCUUAUGUGGGUCAUCAGUAACAAAUAUCUGCUGAAACACCCAAGCAGAAAUUUUGACGUGGAGUGGGGCUACGCGUUCGAUGUUCACCUCAACGCUUUCUACCCUCUUCUAGUCAUCCUGCAUUUCCUGCAGCUUUUCUUCAUCAACCACAUCGUGGUGAUAAACUCGGACUGGUUCCUGGGAUAUUUUAUCGGCAACACUUUGUGGUUGAUCGCCAUCGGUUAUUACCUCUACAUCACAUUCUUAGGGUACAAUGCUCUUCCCUUCCUGAACAACACGGUGGUGCUGCUGUACCCAUUCGCUCUCCUCGGUCUAAUCUACAUCCUCUCUGUCUCUCUGGGCUGGAACUUCACCAAAGGUCUCUGCUGGUUUUACAAGUACAGAGUCCAGUAGGACUUGAACGUUGGACAUUAAGAGGCUUCAAGCUGAAUCAAGAUGUUUUAGGUGAUGAAGAUUGAUUUCCAUCUUUAAGUCACACUCGGGCUUGGAUUCUCAACUUUGGGCAGACCGAGGCGGACUCCUUUGAUUUCCCGUUUGGCUCUUUUGUUGAGCUCUGAAAUUCAGUGAACUAUGAUGUGUUUGGGCUAGGAACAUGAAUCUGAGGACUUUUAUUGUUGUUCUUUUUGUAUGAUUUGUAAAUAGAUUUCUGGUAAGUUGUAAUAUAAACAACAAGGGUUGUUUCUGAAGAGAAGAAUUUGUUUUCAUUAAAAAAGACUGAAAAAAUCUA